Torulaspora delbrueckii is the source of this 357-nucleotide messenger RNA. It is a transcript of the gene VMA7, whose product is annotated as H(+)-transporting V1 sector ATPase subunit F. NCBI's taxonomy places the organism in Eukaryota, Fungi, Ascomycota, Saccharomycetes, Saccharomycetales, Saccharomycetaceae. The transcript has a single exon. Gene Ontology annotation, biological process: proton transmembrane transport. Bases 1 to 357 code for a protein of 118 amino acids. Gene Ontology annotation, cellular component: proton-transporting V-type ATPase, V1 domain; fungal-type vacuole membrane. Gene Ontology annotation, molecular function: proton-transporting ATPase activity, rotational mechanism. The record is from RefSeq and is a predicted model, not a curated record.
AUGUCUGAUAAGCGUACAUUGAUCGCUGCAAUUGCUGACGAAGAUACCACAACAGGUCUGCUCCUCGCUGGUGUGGGUCAGAUUACUCCAGAGACUCAGGAUAAGAACUUUUAUGUGUAUCACGAGGGAAAGUCUACGAGAGAACAGAUAACUCAGGCAUUCGAUAAUUUUACGUCAAAAAGGGACGAUAUUGCCAUUCUAUUGAUCAACCAGCACAUUGCAGAACUUAUUAGAUCGCAUGUUGAUAACUUUACGGAUGCAUUCCCAGCGAUUUUGGAGAUUCCAUCAAAGGACCACCCAUAUGAUCCAGAGAAGGACUCGGUGUUGAAGAGAGUCAGAAGACUCUUUGGAGAGUAA